CCUGGGUUCUAGCGCAUGCUCUGCCUGCGGUCUGAGUACUACAAAGCCCACAAGCCCUCGCGGCACCGUCCGCCUCCGCCCGAGCUCCUCCGCCAUCUCGCCGCCCCGCCCCUCGGUCCAGGCAGAGGCGCGAUGGCCGACCGCGGCGGUCCUGCCGAAGCGCCCAGCCCUCGGGGCUCUCCGCGGCCGGAGCCUCGGGCCCCGCGCGUGGCCGGGCAGGGCGAGACCCCGCGUACCGCGGCUCUGGCGCUGCGCUUCGAUAAGCCCAUCAAACAGGCUUUCUACAACACGGGCGCUGUGUUGUUCGUGUGCCUGUGCUGCGGGGCCGCGGUGCUUGUGUACUUCAUCCUCGAGGCCUUCCUGCGGCCGCUGCUCUGGGCCGUGCUGUGCGGCACCUUCCUGCACCCGUUCAAGAGCUCCCUCACACGCCUGGGCCGCCUGUGGCUGCGCCGCCUGCACCGCGCGCACACGCCCAUCGUGCUGGCCGCGCUGCUGCUGCCGCUCUGCUUCGCCGACUACGGCGUCGAGGCCCUGGGCGAGCAAGCGCUGCGCCGCCGUCGGCUGCUGCUGCUGCUGGGCGCAGGUGGCCCGCUGCUGUACGGGCUCUACUGCCUGGGCAGCUACCUGGGCGUCCAGGUGCUGCUGGCACACGCGGGCGCGCUCAUCUGCCACGGCCUCGACUACUUCAGCAGCCUGUGGAUCUGGACGUUGGUGGUUGGCUAUGUGCUGAUGGUUUCAUUCAAGUGGAAUGCAAACACUGAACACAUCUUGAGAGCAGUUUCGAUUCCAGUCUGGAUGAUACUUCUUUUUCAUAUAGCGUCACUGGCUGGCUCAUGGAGAAUUCCAGUGUUCCUGGUUAUUGUUUUCCUGAUGUCUGUGGGCACCCUUUAUGAAAAACAGAAUGGGAAGGAGUCUGCUGGGGCAGAAUUACCAGGACAAGUGAUCUCCAUGGCAGCUUCUACACUUGCAAACUUGGCCAUCUCCAUCACAGGGUAUGAAUCAAGCAGUGAGGACCAGCCCUCCACUCAGCCUGCAGAGCCCAUGGACAGGGUCGAGCCACCCCCAGCAUUGUCUGCUUCUUCAUCCUCUUCCCGUUCCUCACCUUCUUCCCCUUCACCGACUUUGGGCAGACAGAGGCCUGAGAUGGGGACAUUUCUCAGAAAGAAGAAAACGAGUGACAUUUACUUUGUGUCUCUCGUAUGGGCCAUCAUUGCUGUCCAGCUCUGGCUGAAUCUGUGGAUUGUGCAGCUACUGCCAGUGCCUGUUGCAGUCUGGAUAAUCAAGAAGCUCGUGAUUCACUUUGGAGUGGUGGGCUUCCUGGAGAAGCGCUGCCACGUGUGGUGGCAGGUUAUCGAGUGCUUCCUGAAGGAGCGGCAGGAGGCUUUAGCACCGUGGCCAAUUAUCGGGCUUGGGAAGUUCUUACUAAAAGUCGAUAGCAAGCUCUGGCACUGGCUAAAUAAGAAGAUGAUCAUCUGGCUGGAGAAGAUGUUAGAUAAAAUUAUUAGCAUUUUCAUCAUAUUCUUGCUAGUAAUAGGAACCCUUCUUUUAGCCCUUCUCCUGACUGCAAAGGUACAUCAAGAAAGUGUACACAUGAUUGAAGUCACAAGUAGUCUGAUUAAUGAGACCCUAGCAAAUCACCCAGAGUGGGCAAAUUGGCUUCCUGAGGCUCAGGUGGUUCAAAGAGCUCUUAAUUCUGCAGCUAACAAUGUCUAUCAGUAUGGACGGGAAUGGAUAACCCACAAGCUUCACAAAAUUCUGGGAGAUAAGGUGAACAAUACAGCUGUGAUUGAGAAGCAAGUUCUAGAACUGUGGGACAGACUAUAUCACUCUUGGUUUGUAAAGAACGUGACACACUCUGGAAGGCACAAAGGGCACAAGAUGCAUGUGAGUCGUCAGAACAGCUGGCUGGGAGAUAUUCUGGACUGGCAAGAUAUUGCCUCCUUUGUUCAUGAGAACAUUGAAACAUUCCUUUCGAUAUUAUCUUUUGGCUUCCAAAUAUGGAAGAUGAAGAUCUUGGAGUCCCUGUGGAUUGUUAUGAGCCGGAAUGUGAGCUUGCUGUUUACCACAGUUACCACGCUGCUGACCAUCCUCUUCUACAGUGGCACUGCCCUUCUGAACUUCGUGCUUUCCCUGAUAAUUUUCCUGACCACACUGUUUUAUCUGUUAAGUUCCAGUGAUGAGUACUACAAGCCAGUGAAGUGGGUGAUAAGCCUGACACCACUGUCUCAGCCAGGUCCUUCUUCUAAUAUUAUUGGCCAGUCUGUGGAAGAAGCGAUCAGAGGGGUAUUUGAUGCUUCCCUCAAAAUGGCUGGCUUCUAUGGAUUGUACACCUGGCUGACUCACACUAUAUUUGGCAUCAAUAUUGUCUUCAUACCAUCAGCUUUGGCAGCCAUCCUUGGAGCGGUGCCAUUUCUGGGGACAUAUUGGGCAGCAGUGCCUGCCGUUCUAGACCUGUGGUUGACACAAGGGUUAGGAUGUAAGGCCAUCUUGCUCCUGAUCUUUCAUCUCUUGCCAACAUACUUCGUAGACACUGCAAUCUACUCUGACAUAUCAGGAGGAGGCCAUCCUUACCUGACUGGCUUAGCUGUGGCUGGUGGAGCAUACUAUCUGGGCCUGGAAGGAGCAAUCAUUGGGCCCAUACUACUCUGCAUACUUGUGGUCGCUUCCAAUAUCUACAGUGCCAUGCUAGUGAGUCCUACGAAUUCAGUGCCCACACCAAAUCAGACACCGUGGCCUGCUCAGCCUCAGCGGACUUUCCGUGACAUCUCUGAAGACCUGAAAUCUUCAGUAGAUUGACAUGGCUUCCCUGCUGUGACUGCUCUGAGGAGUUCCACCUUGACAGUGAAUUCUCCCAGCAUGGCCUCUGUCCUGUCAACUGUGUCUGGCAGGCAGAGACACCUAAAAAAGAAGCAGAAGCCUCCCAGCCUUACAUGCACAACACCGAGUGAGAGAGGACUUGCUCUAGGCUGCUUUGCGUUUGAAACACAGCUUGAGUUUGAAACUGUGUGUGCUCAUAGCUCAUGCUAAGAUGCUUGAAAAGUUGCAGUUCAUGCACUGGUACCAAGGCUUGAAAUUGCCCCCAUUGAUUGUCUACUGCAGUGUGUAUUUAUAAAGUUACCUUAGGGAUUCUAAAAUACCUGCUAUUAAAAGUAUAUAUUCAGUGUAAUUUUUCUUCCGCCUUAGGAAUUCUUCCCCUUUUCAGGGAUGAGGCUUUUGCUUUGGGGUAUGGCUUAGUAAUUAGGGGAAAUGAGUCUGAUACCCUUUUAGAACAACAUUAUCCCCUUCUUGGGAGGAGAAAGGCGUCUUAGAAGUGAUGGUGGGGUAUGUGUGCUAUGACAGAAGAGAAGCAGUAGGAGUGCAGUCCUUCCUCCUUCCUCCCCUCCACCUUUCCUUUCAGGGUUGCCAAAUUUCCACGACUUUCCUGACCACAUUGGAUGGAGAUCCUUAGUGAGCUGCUGUGAAUAGUAACAGUGUGGUAGCAUCCAUGCUGUCAACUUUCUUUUUUAAACUCUUUUACAAGAAGAGACUCUCAGGUGCAGUGGUCCUCUAGUUUGCUGUGUGUGUCCCCAGCUCUUUACUUAGAACUUUUUUUAUGUUCUCUGCCACUUAGCACAGUGCCUUGCACAUGUGACUCUAGAUGAAUGCUUGCUGGGUUGGACUAUAAUAACUUUGUAUGUAUCUCAGACAUGGCAUAACCAGCACAGUGCUUUACAUUUUCAGCCCUUGUGCAUGCUACUUCACACUCAUUUCACAUCAGCUCACUCAGCUCUGUAUUCUCAACAGUGUCACACUUGUGAGGCCACUAAGCUUCAGGACAGUGGCCAGUGCAGAGUCACCAAGUGUUGUAAGACUUGGUCUCCCAUCUUCUGACUUCAUAUCUGCAAACUCUUAUCACAAUGCAAUUUUUAGGGCUUCAGCAAUUUCCCAGUCCUGUGACCCAGGUGUUGUCAUACAUUCCUUGCAAGUGAAAGAAAGCUUUUUCAGCUUCAUGACAUGGUUGGAAGGAGAGCCAGCUGCUGUGCCCUGCCUAGCUGGCUGUUCAGACACCAGCCCUGCCCGUGCCCAGAGGGAAUGUAAAGCAGGAGGGAUUUGUGUCAAAGAUUUUUUUGAAAGCACUUAAGACUAAAAUUAAUUCUUCCUAAAAUAUCUCACUAAGUUUAUACAUUUAUUUAUGUCAUGAGUAAUAAACCUCCUAUGCUGCAGUGUCCUGACUUGGCUGUGUGCAGUAUAGCACAUGCAGGUCUCCUGGUUGUAUCAUGAAUCCUUCAACGUCUAUGACCUAUUAUUCCAUUACCUGUUAGACUUGACCACUAGAUCACUUACUCUGUCCUUUAAUCAGUUGCCCACUUGCUCAUUAACACAUUUCUUGAGUAUUAGUAAACUCUGGGCACCAUGCCAGGGUGCUUUGGGAGAUAACUCCAGAGGCAGCCUCUUACCUUAAAUGCCAGCCCGAUCAUGUAUCAUACAAAUCUAAAAUUCUUAUAUUAAAAUGGCUGAAGAGAGAAACCGAGUUUGUGUUUGUUUACCAUAACCUGAUAAGUUUAUAGCUAUAAUUAGCAUAUGCUCAAAAGAGGCAAAUACACUUAUUGGUUGUGUACAUAUACAAGUUAUGUUGCUCCAAUGUGCUUUUAGCCAUUUAGAAGCAAAAUUGCAAAAAACCCAAGUUUGAGCUAAUUCAUAGCUGUUGGCAUGAUAAUUCUCAAUCUGAACAUGAAAUUGUUCACGGGGAACUUUGAACUUCCUAAAUUAGUGGCACUGACCUAAGCCCUUCCUGAAAUUUUAGGAGCAGAGGUCCCCACAUUGCCACACAGCUCUGAUCAUACCACUCCAUUACUACAGUGAAUUCAGGAAGGCCACCAGUUGGGUAGGUUGGAACCAGAAAAGCACCCUGGCAUAUGUCAGGCACAGGGAGGAGGUUUUACAGUAUUUUCCUAGAAUAGAUAGAGAGCAGGUAUCAUGACAAGGUAAGAGUCUUUAGAUUAAGUCUCGUCUCUACCCUGAAGAGUUUGCAUGGGAAUUUUACCCAGGAAGAAGUUCCCUUAGGAACAGAGAUGGUGUCUAUGCCUGACUGGUGUUUUUUUUUUUUUUUGGGGGGUGUGUGUGUGUGUGUUGUGUUUAUGUGUGUGUAGAAUGCAUCCAUGAAGCAAUAGUAGCUUCAGUGAAACUGAGGACAGAACUCUGUCAUAGCAUCUUCGAUUGUAUAGAUACGUUAAGGGUUAGUUUUCAAGUUCCCAUUCAUUGACAGUCAUUAAAUGGAAUGGGUACAAGGGGAACUGGGAUGCUGUGUGUACCCAUCUCCUAAUUUUGAUAUGAGAGGACGGGUUCAGGGUUGGAAGCAUAAAUCAUGUUACAUCCCUUCUGCCUGAAUCUCACACUCUUAUUUUUAGUUCUAUUGGCCUCUUUGGCUGCCAGUGUUAGAUAUUAUUAAAACUGUGAAUCUCCUAACCCUUCUUCCCCAAGACCUGGCUGCUUUCCUUUGAACUCUGAGAUGAGUCUGGGUUGGCACUUGACUGUGGAAAGGUGCCCAGGAUGUGUUAUGUGGAGACCCUGUGUCCAAACUGUGGCUUUGGUGAUGGCAGCUGCUUGUCCAGUAUACAGGCAGUAAAGAACUUGCAGGACAGGUCUUCUGGCUAACCUUGGCCUUCAUAAGAACUCUCCAUGCUUUCUCAAGAUUCUGUGCUCCUCCAUUUCCCACUUUGGUUAGGUGCCUAUUUCAGAAGUGUGGCAAGAAAUGCUAGGAACUCAAGGCCAAUCAGGCUUAGACUAGAAUACAUAAAGUAGGCUUUAACCUAGUUUAUGAGAAAAUGCCCUCAGGACUUCCCAUACUCCAAUCCUGACAUUUCAGUACCUUCUGAGGGUCUCCUACAGCCUUUCCAAGAGUAUUAUGGUUGGACUUUGAAUGCCCUUUUCACACUAAAAAUCAUUUAUGGCAACAUACUUUCAAAUUUUAGUUCCUGCAAAGAACAGCUACUAUUUAUUUUGUAUUUAUUAAUUAUUUUAUCAGUUUCUUAUCUUUGCUAUUUUUGUCAUCAAAUGUGUUUUUUUUUUUUUUAAACUCACUGAAGUCUGGGGAAAACACCUAUCUGAAGCCACUAAGCAAGCAGCUUUCUGGAUAACUUAAAAACACAAGAGAAUUGUAGGUGAAGAUUCUUCUUACAAUUACAGAAGUUUGGUGCUUGAAUGGGCUGUUAUAACGAGAUGAUGUGGUUUUAGAGAAGAACAAAUUUAUGGAUAAAAUAGCUUAUGGUAUAGAGCCAGUUAGCAACAGAAUUCAGAGUGGAAUAUGUAUCCUCACCCUGUCAGCCCACCUUCUUCUGCUUUUCUUCCCUUUCCCUCAUAGCUCAACUACUUUUGUCAAAAAAGAUGAUGUUGUAUAUAGCAGUCAUUUGCAGAAUUAAUACAGAAAAAAAAAACUGCUGGAGCAGAGAGGUUCCAUGGUCAAUUAAUAUUGAGGAAUGCUGUUACUUCCUUUCCCUGGGAUGUUUUUAUUAUGCCAUGACACAUAGUAAAUUUAAGAGAAACAAAGUGUUUCGUUGUAUGUUGUGCCUCUGUCCUUCCCUGUCCCCCUUUCUCUGAGAAUCUCAAAAGACCAGGGGUCCUUUUGAGCUUUUGAUCGAGUUUACAGGUCUUGUAGAAGACAAUUGCUAGUGAGAAUACUGGCAGUACCUGUGUUACUGUGCUUCCAUGGGAUAUCUGGUAAGACAUCAGAAAGAAGACACAUUGCUGCCCAGAGCUGUACUUGAAGGAAAGAUGUUCUUUCCCAGCUGUGGCACAAAGUCAUUAACCCCUAGUUAUCCAAGAAUCACUUAAAUUGCAAAUACACUGGUGAUGUUGGUACUGCAUCUUAGCAAUGCUUUUGUAUGGCACUUUAUAAUUUUCAGGCACCUUUGGGUUCAACCCCGUGAGCUAGAUAGUAUUACAGUCAUUGUUCAGAUGAGGCACUGGAAGCUCCAAGAAGUGUGUUGUUGUUGACCCCUUCUUUUCUCUCUCUUGCCCUCCCUCUCCUAAGUUUAGAUCACAAAAAGAUGGAGCCAGAAUUUUGUUACAGUCUCUGACUCCAAGUCCAAAGUUCUUUACACCGGUUUUUCCUUCUAGCUUUAUGUAUAUGACAAAGGUAUGGAAACAGAUGUAACAGUGUUUUUGCUUAUUGUGAAAUACAAAUUCUUUUGUAUUGAAGUGACCCAGCAGUGUAACUCCUACUGUAGCUGUCCUGUGUCCUUGCAGUGGUACUUGUUCAGGUACUUGGCUUGUACUUCAAACACUGUUUGAUUAUGAAACUAAGAUUAAACAUAUUGUUGUAAUUAUUUAGCUCUGAAAAUGUAUCGCCUCUGCAUUCUCAGGUGAAGGAGAGAAAUGGUUUGACAGGAAAGCUAGCAUUCAAAUGCAACAAUUAAUAUCCUUUAUUACAUAAAUGUUUCUUAGCUUUAAUUUGCUUUCACAACUUACUGAUGUAACAACAUCUUUGUAAAAUGUAAUAUAUUUCUAUUUUGAAAUAAAGUCACAAAUUGUUGGAUGA
This is a messenger RNA of Phodopus roborovskii (desert hamster), 7516 nucleotides long. RefSeq names its product transmembrane protein 245 (gene Tmem245). The transcript has 19 exons. The coding region runs from base 16 to 2796 and encodes 926 amino acids. NCBI's taxonomy places the organism in Eukaryota, Metazoa, Chordata, Mammalia, Rodentia, Cricetidae. The record is from RefSeq and is a predicted model, not a curated record.